AUGCCUACAAAGGGGGAGAGGGGAAAAGCGACGGACUUCAGCAUCGCGGCCAUCAUGGCGCCCAGGGGUCCGUCCUUCGGGCAUUACCACCUGCAGGGCAUCGGCAACGCUGCUACCACCGCUAAUACCAGCCUAGAAUGCCCAGCUGGAUUUGUUGCGGAGUCGACGUUGGAUCACUCAGGUGUGCAACAGUCACCAGUGAACAUCGUCGCGACGGCGACCGUAGUGACGGAAGAAGCCCUUUUGGGCGAAGAGGAGACUGAGAACUGCGAGGGCGAGAGCGAAAGUACCGAGAAGUCCGCGAACGAGGAAGAUGAGGAGGUGGACGUCGAUGUGGAGGAGUGCAGCAGCGUCGAAGAAGGGCCAGUCCACGAAGUGCUGGCCGAAGACCGUGCCGAGGCCGGCACGCCCUCGCGAAGAAGCAGCGCGGAAAGUAGCAGCAACACGGACGAGAGGAGGCAACGUCUGAGGACCAGCUGCAACUCUGACGAGCUGCGUGAUGUCGAGUGCCACCUCGAGACCAAGGAGCUCUGGGACAAGUUCAACGACCUCGGUACAGAGAUGAUCAUCACGAAGACCGGCCGACGGAUGUUUCCGACGUGCCGGGUAUCCUUUACCGGACUCAAGUCCGAGGGUCGUUAUGCAGUAUUAAUGGACAUCGUGCCGGUCGACAACAAGAGGUAUCGAUACGCCUAUCACCGUAGCUGUUGGUUAGAGGCAGGCAAAGCGGAUCCACCGGCGCCUGUGCGACUUUACGUUCAUCCCGACUCACCCUUCACCGGUGAGCAACUGCGGAAACAGGUCGUCUCUUUCGAGAAAGUCAAGCUGACAAACAACGACAUGGAUAAGCACGGUCAGAUUGUACUGAACUCAAUGCACAGGUAUCAGCCGAGGAUACACUUGAUUCGCUGUCGACAUACCGACGAUAGCAGUUUGCACAUCACCGACCUCCAAAAGGAGGAGUAUAAGACGUUUAUUUUUCCCGAAGCCAUUUUCACCGCUGUCACGGCAUAUCAGAAUCAGCUGAUAACAAGAUUGAAGAUCGACAGUAAUCCGUUCGCCAAAGGUUUUAGAGAUUCAUCGAGACUUACAGACUUCGAUCGAGAUCCUAUGGAGAUUAUGGAACAGCAGUUGAUGAGAUGCGGCGUACCCUCGGUAAGAAUCUACGAGCACCUCGCUAUGUCGUCGCAGGCCGUAGCUGUUGCCGCUACGCUGGGUGCUCAGCCACAACAGCCGCAACAGCAACACCAUCAGCCAUCCGCACAACAACAGCAACAGCACGAGAGCGGUGGACACGCGUUAUCGUCCUGGCUGGCGCCAGUAUCAACACCGCUCUUAUACGGCAGGGGUGCAGCCAGUUCUCCAUCACUCUAUUCCACCGCCGCUGUUACAGCCACCCCCGGUUUUCCAUAUACGCCGCUGGCGUGGCCCUGGCAACCACCCUCCGUCGCGAUGAUCUCGCGACGAUCCUCGCCCCCCACCAACCUGAGGUACGUGCCCUAUCCAACACCGGCCAGCUCACCCCCGUCGCUACGAGCACGCCCGACCUCCCCCAAUUAG
Cyphomyrmex costatus is the source of this 1560-nucleotide messenger RNA. Its product is annotated as T-box transcription factor TBX20. Lineage: Eukaryota; Metazoa; Arthropoda; Insecta; Hymenoptera; Formicidae. Bases 1 to 1560 code for a protein of 519 amino acids. The transcript has 6 exons. Gene Ontology annotation, molecular function: DNA-binding transcription factor activity, RNA polymerase II-specific; RNA polymerase II cis-regulatory region sequence-specific DNA binding. Gene Ontology annotation, cellular component: nucleus; chromatin. Gene Ontology annotation, biological process: regulation of transcription by RNA polymerase II; heart development; positive regulation of DNA-templated transcription. The record is from RefSeq and is a predicted model, not a curated record.